AAUAGAGAAGAAGCAGUGAAGAAGAGGAAAGACGCGUCAAAGAAGAAACGAGAUGCGGCUGCGGCAAAGAAGAAGAGAGAUGCCGCUACGGCUGCAGCAAAGAAGAAAGACGCAGUGGCGAGGAAGAAGGAAAAAGAGGCAACAGCAAAGAAGAAGACUGAAACCGCGGAAAAUAAGAGGGUGCGAGAUGGUGGUGCCGAUGGUAGAUCCUCAUCGACACGAACCAAACAGUCUCAGAACCGCGAGACAGAAAUAGAAGUGACAGAAACCGCAUCUCCACAAAGCCUUCAAGGCGAGAGCUUUCGAGCCAGCCCCAAAAAUCACCUAUUCAGGCACCCACUGCAACCUCUAGAAACUUCACUUUCGCUUUCAAACUCUUCAACAAAGAGUCCUUCAGACCGUGUAGUUGAUGAUGAGGAGAUUGGGUCUAACAACAGAGAUUCACGCACACCUGAGGCUGCAAAUAACAAUGACGUGCAAAGAACGGUUGUGGACGAGAAUAUGGCCGUAGAACAAAUUUGA
Molecule: messenger RNA, 522 nt
Organism: Eruca vesicaria subsp. sativa (arugula)
Lineage: Eukaryota; Viridiplantae; Streptophyta; Magnoliopsida; Brassicales; Brassicaceae
Source: the annotation of a GenBank genome assembly